CAACUGCCACACUUUAUGCCAGAAAGCUGCCUCCACAUUGCCAUGGGUGUCCUGGUUGGUGGCAUUAUUUUUGGCACUGAUCAUAAAUCCCCACCUGUUAUGACGACAAGCAUUUAUUUCCUGUAUCUGCUCCCACCCAUUAUCCUGGGGGGAGGCUAUUUUAUGCCGACUCGUCCCUUCUUUGAAAACUUUGGCUCAAUUCUUUGGUGGUCUGCAAUGGGGUCCCUCAUAAAUGCCUUUGGCAUUGGCAUCUCACUUUAUGGGAUUUGCCAGAUCACAGCUUUCGGCCUCAAGGAUGUGAACCUACUUGACAGCCUGCUGUUUGGCAGCAUGAUAUCAGCUGUGGAUCCUACAGCUGUCUUGGCUGUGUUUGAGGAGAUGUCUGUAAAUGAGCAGCUUUACAUGAUGAUAUUUGGAGAAUCUUUGCUGAAUGAUGGGAUCACUGUGGUCUUAUACAACAUCUUCAUUGACUUUACCCACAUGCAUAGAUAUGAAGAGAUUGAACCAGUUGAUAUCCUGGCUGGAUUUGCUCGCUUUUUUGUCGUGAGCCUUGGAGGACUGCUGUUUGGCAUUGCCUUUGGGUUUGUGGCAGCAUUCAUGACUCGCUUCACGCAGAACAUUUCUGCAAUUGAACCUCUCCUGGUUUUCAUGUUCAGCUAUUUGUCAUACUUAGCUGCAGAGACACUUUACAUUUCUGGCAUCUUGGCGAUAACAGCAUGUGCAGUGACUAUGAAAAAAUACGUGGAGGCAAAUGUUUCCCAGAAUUCCUACACGACAAUAAAAUACUUCAUGAAAAUGCUUAGCAGCAUUAGUGAGACCCUGAUCUUUGUGUUCAUGGGAGUGUCCACGGUUGGGCGGAACCACGAAUGGAAUUGGGCCUUUGUUGGCUUCACUCUGGUCUUCUGCAUGCUUUGGAGAGCACUAAGUGUUCUUUUGUUGUUCUGCAUUAUCAACAAGUUCCGGACUUACAGAUUCACUCUUAAAGAUCAGCUCAUUAUCAUCUACAGUGGUCUACGAGGGGCCAGCAGUUUCUCCCUUGCAUUUUUGCUGCCUUUAGCUCUCUUUCCUAGGAAGAAAAUGUUUAUUACUUCUACUAUUGUGGUGAUUUAUUUUACUGUCUUCAUUCAGGGAAUCACCAUUAGACCGCUUGUAAAGUACCUGGAUGUUAAGAAGACCAAUAAAAAAGAGUCCAUCAAUGAGGAAAUUCAUGUGCGAUUGAUGGACCAUUCAAAAGCGGGAAUUGAGGAUAUAUGUGGGCACUGGAGUCAUUAUCAACUGAGAGACAAAUUUAAGAAAUUUGACAAUAGAUUCCUUAAGAAGAUCUUAUUACACAAGCAGCAGCCUAAAUCCAGCAUCGUUUCUCUGUACAAGAAACUGGAAAUAAAAGAAGUCAUUGAGAUGGUAGAGAGUGGGGAGAUGAAGCCAUCUACUUCCGAAUCAUCUUUUUUGAGGUUUAGAAAUCAAAGAGUGCACAGACUUUCCCCUGAAGAGGUGGAGUCCAUACAGAAUAUACUGGCACAUAAUUUGUAUCAAGUGAGACAAAGGACACUGUCAUACAACAGGUACAACCUUGCCACAGACACAAAUGAGGAGCAAGCCAAAGAAAUCCUCAUUCGACGCCAGCACAGCCUGAGGCAGACCAUAAGGAAAGGAUACAGCCUACCUUGGGGAGGGCAGGCUGCUAUCAAAACCAUGCGUUAUUUGUCUUUACCCUUUGGUAAUGCCCAGCCAACUAGAAGGGAUGCCAGGAAUGAUGAUGAUCUAACAGGGGAUUGUAGCAGCGACUCUGAGUCUGUGUUCAUCAAGCUCAGUUCAGAGCCUUGGCCAGGAUCACAGCGAAGAAAGUGGCGACAGCAGGAAUCGCUUCCAAUGAAGCAGCUGCAUUCAAAAGUUGAGCUGGCAGGUUUUACAGGUCAGAAAAGAAGAACAAAUCAAAGCGAUGAAAGAGCCAGAAUACAAAAACCUCUGUUACUGCCGAAGCCUCCGCUUAAUGUCGUGCCUGAAACCGAUAUUAUACAGGAACUUGAAUCAGAGGAUGAGUGGAACAGGGCACCAUUCCCAUUAGCACCCUCUGUCAAAUGGGCUGCAGAAACCAGAGGUGAUUUUGAUGGGGCCCAAAGAUACUUUAGUAGAAGAAAAAAGUGAUUUUUCUUCUUCUUCACAGAACAUAAUUGCAGUUUAUGCCUUUGUGCCAUUGUCUCUUAUGGAAAUUGUUGGAGACCCCUGAACUCAUCCUGAUUCCAGUUUAACUGACAGAAGAUGCUGGCAUUGUUAGAUGCAAAAUAAAAUGUUU
This is a messenger RNA of Rhineura floridana, 2293 nucleotides long. RefSeq names its product sodium/hydrogen exchanger 4-like. Gene Ontology annotation, molecular function: sodium:proton antiporter activity. Gene Ontology annotation, cellular component: membrane. Gene Ontology annotation, biological process: sodium ion transport; regulation of pH; proton transmembrane transport. The coding region runs from base 16 to 2145 and encodes 709 amino acids. Lineage: Eukaryota; Metazoa; Chordata; Lepidosauria; Squamata; Rhineuridae. The record is from RefSeq and is a predicted model, not a curated record. The transcript is spliced from 11 exons.